This is a messenger RNA of Pristis pectinata (smalltooth sawfish), 528 nucleotides long. RefSeq names its product ribosomal protein L27 (gene rpl27). Gene Ontology annotation, molecular function: structural constituent of ribosome. Gene Ontology annotation, cellular component: ribosome; cytosolic large ribosomal subunit. The coding region runs from base 80 to 490 and encodes 136 amino acids. The transcript is spliced from 5 exons. The record is from RefSeq and is a predicted model, not a curated record. Lineage: Eukaryota; Metazoa; Chordata; Chondrichthyes; Rhinopristiformes; Pristidae. Gene Ontology annotation, biological process: translation.
GGGGGGAGCGCUGUCAAAGUUCAGCGAGCCCGGCGGAGCUUCCUCUACUGCAGGCGGCGGCCAUCGAUCAGCAGCCGAAAUGGGGAAGUUUAUGAAACCUGGGAAAGUGGUUCUGGUGCUGGCUGGUCGCUAUGCUGGACGCAAAGGUGUCAUAGUAAAGAACAUUGAUGAUGGAACUUCUGAUAGGCCUUACAGUCAUGCCCUUGUUGCUGGUAUUGAUCGUUACCCUCGAAAAGUGACUGCCAAGAUGGGUAAGAAGAAGGUGGCCAAGAGGUCCAAGAUCAAGUCCUUUGUGAAAGUGUACAACUACAACCAUUUGAUGCCAACCAGGUACUCUGUUGACAUUCCCCUGGAUAAGACCAUUGUCAACAAGGAUGUUUUUAGGGAUCCUGCUUUGAAACGUAAAGCCAGGAGGGAAGCCAAAGUAAAAUUCGAAGAAAGGUACAAGACAGGAAAAAACAAAUGGUUCUUCCAGAAGCUCCGAUUCUAAGUUGUACAUCAGUAUAAAUAAAUUUUCAUUUAAAAUGU